AAACAUGCGCACACAAUGUGCUGCUCAGAACUCGCGCGGAGUUUGGAAAGUGUACACACAGCGGAGGCGGGAGAUGUUAAACCGAGCAGGACCGAAAGGAAUAUCGUAGGUUUGCUCUUUUAAGCAGUGCCAAAGAAGUGGGACAUCAAACGCAGUUGCUGGGGGGGAAAGCAAAGAUGGAGGAGUUCGGAGUUUAUGCGGUUUUCGGAGUCGACGGUCCGCCUCAAAGACUGCUAAGGGCCGACGGGUCGCGCAGGGUGUGUGUCGCCGUCCCGCCGACUGUCCGCCAGGUGGUGCUGUUCAGCAGCGGACCGUGGGGCGAGAGGAUCUGCGUCGACGCGGAGCUGAACGACGCCGAGCGGAUGCCCAUCACUAUCGGCAAACUCACACCAUACAACAGGUGCUUGUCAUGGGAGCAGUGGGAGGAGGAGACGUGGACAGACAGCGUCACCCUGAACAUCACUCUGGAGGGAGGACACCUGACAAAAGCAGAUUGGUCAGAACCUGAACUCAUCCUGGCUGUGAAGGAAUACACACCUAAGGACACCACGACUGCUCCCCUUGCAGCCCGAGAGCCCAACGGCAAGAGGAAAAGAGGACGGGUGGUGGCAGAGGAGGACGUUGGCGAGGACAAGGUGGCGGAGGAGAGGGGGGAAGAGGAGAAUGUGUGUCCAAACGGUGGCGUGGAGAGAACCACGCCUGUGCGAAAAGCCAGGGGGCAAACCAAAGGGGGGCAGAAGCUGUUCAGUGGAGGAGGCGAUGCAGCGAAGACGAAGGGAACAGCUAACAAAGCGAGAGAUGCGCAGGGGAUUGUUGGCAGGACGCCUCCUCAGAGCGCAGCCAGGACGAAGAGUAGGCAGGCCAAGACUCCAACACAGACUGCCCCGCUGGUGAGCCCGUCAGCUCGAUGGGGCCAGACUCUGUGUCCCAUCGAUGCUCAGACAGCAAUCCUGAUUGGAGGACAGGGAGCCAGGACGCAGUUCUGCAAAGAUCCCAUGUGGAAGCUCUGCACAGAGGAUAUGUCCUGGGUGCCGGCAGAGACCCUGGCUGAGGGUCCGACUCCUGAGGCCCGGAUUGGCCACACCUCCGUGUACGACCCCGACUCGAAGCGGAUCUUUGUGUUCGGAGGCUCCAAAAACAAGAAGUGGUUCAAUGAUGUUCACAUCCUGGACACGCAGAGCUGGAAGUGGACCAUGGUGGAGGCUCAGGGUAAGGUUCCCCCUCUGGCCUACCACAGUUGCAGUAUGUUUCGGGGUGAACUUUUCGUUCUGGGAGGGGUGUUCCCUUGUCCAAACCCGGAGCCCGACGGCUGCAGUGACUCGCUGUACAUCUUCGAUCCCAACCUCUUCAUCUGGUACGAACCCAUCGUGACAGGCGACAAACCCUCCCCCCGCUCAGGACACUCUGCGUGUGUGAUGCAGGAGAGGAAGAUCUAUGUGUUUGGUGGAUGGGACACUCCUGUCUGCUACAAUGACAUGUACAUGUUGGACCUUGGUCUGAUGGAGUUUUCUGCUGUGAAAACAACCGGGCCAGCCCCCUCCCCUCGAAGCUGGCACGGCAGCGCGGUGCUUUCAGACACAAAGUUUCUGAUCCACGGAGGUUACAAUGGGAACAACGCUCUCAGUGACACCUUCAUCUUUGAUACAGACUCCAACAGCUGGACAGAGCUGACGCUCCCUCAGCUGUCUGUCCCCAGGGCGGGGCACGCUCUCAUCGCCAUGGAUAUAGCCAGUCGCCACUGCUUUCCAUUGGAGGGCAAAGACGUGGACAUGGACGCAGGCUUCGUCAGCAGAACUGUGCUGGUGUUCGGAGGGGGAGACAACGAGGGCACCUUCUACUCCGACCUGACGACUGUCGCCACGGAGGAACUCCUCGGUGCUAUUUAAAGAGAUUGAGUCAGAGGUGAAUCCUUACUUCUUGACUGGACACCCCCCUCCCCAUUCCCUUUAUUAUUUAUAUUCCUAUAGUUUGACUUAAUUAAUUGAUCCCACUCUUCUUUCAGUUAUGUUUUAAAGGUUUUGUUUUUUUAUUGAAACUGUAUAUAUAUAUAUGUUCACUUCGGGCAUUUCUUUAAAUAAAGAUCUCAGAAGAUAUUAUUUGAAAAUAUAAAUAUUAACAAACAUUUCCCAUCAAGUUCAAAACUGGAUAAAGAAAUGUCCCACUCUAAUUCACACAACCUUAAAAGAAAGUGAUUUAAAAAAAAUAAUAGGAACAUUUUUUAAACUUAAAAUCAUUCAUCAUGUUUUUUUCCCCCCACUUGUACAUAGUUUAAACGCUUCUCAAGAUCUUCCUCAGGUAAAAGGUAUAUUUUCAUUUUAAUAGAUUACAUAUGUGUUUUUCUUUUUUAUGUUUCCUUUGCGUUAUCCUGAUCCUUUGGGAUGCGUUGCCUCUGGAAAGCUGCAAGUGCAUAAACAUCAUCGUCUUGGAACUGUUGCGCGUGAUUUAUUAGAAACAUUUCUAACUGUCUUUACUCAAUAAACAUUUGGAUUUCUA
This is a messenger RNA of Scophthalmus maximus (turbot), 2493 nucleotides long. It is a transcript of the gene krcp, whose product is annotated as kelch repeat-containing protein. Gene Ontology annotation, molecular function: protein binding. The transcript has 13 exons. The coding region runs from base 177 to 1886 and encodes 569 amino acids. Lineage: Eukaryota; Metazoa; Chordata; Actinopteri; Pleuronectiformes; Scophthalmidae. The record is from RefSeq and is a predicted model, not a curated record.